Messenger RNA from Ostrinia furnacalis (Asian corn borer), 672 nucleotides. RefSeq names its product protein mothers against dpp-like. Gene Ontology annotation, molecular function: RNA polymerase II cis-regulatory region sequence-specific DNA binding; I-SMAD binding; DNA-binding transcription factor activity, RNA polymerase II-specific. The transcript has 2 exons. Gene Ontology annotation, cellular component: heteromeric SMAD protein complex. The coding region runs from base 370 to 645 and encodes 91 amino acids. Lineage: Eukaryota; Metazoa; Arthropoda; Insecta; Lepidoptera; Crambidae. The record is from RefSeq and is a predicted model, not a curated record. Gene Ontology annotation, biological process: SMAD protein signal transduction; cell differentiation; BMP signaling pathway.
AAAAAUCAAAAAUGUCUCCUGUCUGCUGUCGUUUGACAAGUGUUUUAUUUCAUUUUCAACAGUUUUUGUGCGUAAAGCAAUGCUUAAUUUAGUGAUAUUAGUUGCUAAUUAAUUUAAAACUGUGGAACUUUACUAAGCAGCAGUGUUAAUUAAAAAUACCACUACUGUUGCCGUACGUUGAACGGAUGGACGCUUGUUGUGUCACGCCAGUCGCUAUUUUGCAGUCGUAAUUGGAUCGUGGACGGUGUGGGGAAUACCAAGUGCUACUUUUAAUCGAUGGGCGAUUGAGCGUUUCCGUGGUGUAAUUAUUGGCGGGGUUCGCGUUCCCGCGGUUCGGUGAUUCACUGAGUGGAGAAAACAUUUGUAACCAUGGACACCGAUGAUGGAGAGUCCUCCAGCAGCGGCCCUAUGUCCAGCUUGAACAGCCUUUUCUCAUUUACAAGCCCGGCUGUGAAGAAACUCUUGGGCUGGAAACAGGGUGAUGAAGAAGAAAAAUGGGCUGAAAAGGCAGUGGAUAGUUUGGUUAAGAAACUAAAGAAGCGGAAAGGAGCCAUUGAGGAGCUAGAGCGGGCCCUGUCUUGUCCUGGGACGCCCUCGAAGUGCGUCACCAUACCGCGGUCCCUGGAUGGUCGAUUGCAGGUAUGAGAUGAGUGACUGAGUUUCUUGCGCUGC